AUGACAAUGGCUGCUCAGCCUACUUCCCCCUUCCAGCCAUUCUACACCCCUUUUAGGAAACGUAGAGCUCUUUCUCCUCCAUCUCUGGAUACAUCGGAAUACCAGACACGGAAAGACACCAACGAUUCAGACCUAAAGUAUGCCUCCCCCUUCACCGAUCCAUCGCAUAGGGAUAAACGCAGAAGACCAAAUCUUGCAAAUGGCUUUCAGGGACUUUCGAUCUCGGUGGAUCAAUCGGCCAGUAACCUCAACGAUGAUCUCCCCAGAAAUGGCUUAGAUGAUGAUGAAGGUAUAGGUCUACAGAAGAACAGAGAUAACGAUGUGACGGUUGAGGUAUUACCGGAUAAAGCAACGCGAUCCACUAAUCAUCGUCACCAUCACCAUUCCAAUACACAUCACUGGUCGAUACCGAGUCGAGCCGGUCCUUCUUCACCAUCAUCGUCCUCUACUUCACCCACAACAUCAAGCGAAGAGGAUUACCACCCCUUUCAACGUCAUCGAAGGUACGCUGGUGUCGCUCAACAAGCUGACGAGAUCGUCCAACCGGAUCAAGUGGAAGCAGGCUCCGAUCUAUCUGUGGAAGAUGUAACGGUGGUCUCUCCUAGGAAUGGCAGGAAAAGGAGAGAUGAUGAGAUAGGUAUGGAUCGGGUCACGAAUACGCGGAACAAAAGGGCCAGGACGGGGGAUGAUUUUGAUGUUGAGAUGAAUGCGGAAGAAGACAUGGAGGAAAUCGGGAACAGCGAUCACGACAAGAGGAGAAGGAGGAAGACCGAGUGGCAUGAGCCAGAGAAAGAUCGUAUCAUUAUAACUUCACUCUCAGAUGCAAGCUCAUCUCGAGAAUCCUCACGAUCUGCUUCACCCGAACCUACGGCCGAUGACGUUCGAAAUCUUUCUCAACCUGGCAUGCGAGGAUUCACCAUCUCCCCAUCACUUCUCACUCACUUAUUGAAAUCUCAGCGCGAUCAAUUGAGUGGUCGCAAAGUCUCACCAACUUCCAACUCUCUUAUUCUUUAUCGCCCUCUUGGCAUUCCCCCAGGUGAGUGGAAUGAUGACAUAGUCAAGGCUUGGAAGCCAGAUGAAGAAUACGUGGACUCGGGUAGAUUUGAGAUGUUGGAUGAUGAUGAGGUUUUCGAUAAGGUAACACCCAGUGAUAAUGGAGACACACAUAUGGACAUCGAUGGUGAUGUAGAAAUGGCGUAG
Molecule: messenger RNA, 1200 nt
Organism: Kwoniella botswanensis
Lineage: Eukaryota; Fungi; Basidiomycota; Tremellomycetes; Tremellales; Cryptococcaceae
Exons: 2
Coding region: 1-1200 (399 amino acids)
Source: RefSeq, a predicted model, not a curated record